Messenger RNA from Labeo rohita (rohu), 1303 nucleotides. It is a transcript of the gene adcyap1a, whose product is annotated as adenylate cyclase activating polypeptide 1a. The transcript has 7 exons. Gene Ontology annotation, biological process: positive regulation of transcription by RNA polymerase II; regulation of protein localization; adenylate cyclase-activating G protein-coupled receptor signaling pathway. Gene Ontology annotation, molecular function: pituitary adenylate cyclase activating polypeptide activity; peptide hormone receptor binding; neuropeptide hormone activity. NCBI's taxonomy places the organism in Eukaryota, Metazoa, Chordata, Actinopteri, Cypriniformes, Cyprinidae. Gene Ontology annotation, cellular component: extracellular region; perikaryon; neuron projection. The record is from RefSeq and is a predicted model, not a curated record. The coding region runs from base 285 to 884 and encodes 199 amino acids.
GGGAGUGAAAAGGGACCCGAAGAAAGGGCUGCAGGAAUAAAACUCGCGAUGCUAUAAUGAGAGAUGAAGACAAAUGAUAACUCGUUUCAUAUCCGUUCGACUGUCAUUACGGAGAUCUAAGAAAAAAUCCGUUCUGUGCUCAUAAGGAUAACAAAGUGACGCGUAGAAAAGUUUAAAGAGCAGACUAGGAGAGAUAGGGAGAGGGUGUGAGAGAGAGAGCCAGAGAUUUUUCAUCUCAUUGUCGUUGCAGCCUCUACCGGACCGCAUUCGUCCGCUGCCGUAGAAUGAUGACGAGCAGCAAAACUACUCUUGCUUUCCUCAUCUACGGGCUCCUGGUACAAUGCAACGUGUGCUCUCCAUUGAGCUAUCCGAACAUCAGAAUGGAGACUGCAGGAUUUGACGAGGAGGGAAACUCAUUAACGGAUCUAACCUUUGACAGUGACCAGAUAACUAUUCGAAGCUCUCCUUCAGUUACUGAAGACGCCUACACGUUAUAUAGCCCUCAAUCAAAAAGAAUGGAAAGGCACGCUGACGGGAUGUUUAAUAAAGCCUACAGGAAAGCGCUUGGUCAGUUAUCAGCGCGGAAAUACCUGCAUACACUGAUGGCAAAACGCGUGGGAGGAGGAAGCACGAUAGAGGAUGAGAAUGAGCCGCUCUCGAAGCGUCACUCGGACGGGGUUUUCACGGACAGCUACAGCCGCUACCGGAAGCAAAUGGCCGUAAAGAAGUAUCUGGCCGCGGUCCUUGGCAAAAGCCCUGAAGACUUAGAUUUGCACCAAUUUCUACAAGACAUAGACUUUGGUGUGCUCCCGGAUGGGGAUGAGAUUGAGGCAUUUUUGUUGGAUUGGCUGAGACAGUUCCCUCCUGAAUUUCCGGCUUUGUGACACAGGAGGCAGCUAGCGGCUUGGGUGCCUUUGCUUCAUCUUUAAAAUGGCCACCAAUUUCAGAUGGCACAUUAGUGGCCCUCCAAAUGCUGCAAUCACCUGCUCACACAUCUCCUAUUUCUCACAUAACAUAAUUUGUUCAAAUGCCACCUGGCUUUCCGGUUAUUCAAUUUAACUUCUCUAUGCAUAGUGUGUUGUAGCGAUCUGUACGGCAUUUAUUAAACGUUCUCAGCCUUGAAAUUCAUUUUGUGUGCAGAGACUGGUAGUGCCCAAAGCCUUACAUUAAGAUAAAUCUCUUGUGUCUUGUGUUGAUCGUUAGUACAAUAACACAUGGGAACCGCACAAGGUCACCAUUAUAUAUGUAAGAAACAAAACAAAACAGAAAAAAAAACAACUGUGUUGUAAUAUUUGUAUGAAUA